Lotus japonicus is the source of this 1456-nucleotide messenger RNA. RefSeq lists its product as uncharacterized. The coding region runs from base 90 to 1073 and encodes 327 amino acids. Lineage: Eukaryota; Viridiplantae; Streptophyta; Magnoliopsida; Fabales; Fabaceae. The transcript is spliced from 6 exons. The record is from RefSeq and is a predicted model, not a curated record. Gene Ontology annotation, cellular component: chloroplast thylakoid membrane; chloroplast envelope.
AUUUUGAAGGAGCCAAAGCAUAGUGAAAUAAACCCCAGCCAAAGCGAGAAGAGGGGAUUUGAGUUUGAGGUUUGAGCCACCAUAGUGAAAUGGGUUUCACUUGUUGUUCUCUCGCUUCCCAGUUUGUCCCUCCUCUACGGUCUCUUCACCCAACCAAUCGCAAAUCUUCACCAUUCUCCGCUGCCAUCACUCCUCCUCCUUCAAGAAAACCAAUCUCAAUCUGCAUAGUAGCAGCAGCAAACUCAGCUUCUUCCACAGGCAAAGACAAGAAGAAGGAAGUUGACGAGGUCGUGGAAGUCGAGGAGGACCUACCAUGGAUUCAGGAAAAGGCUCUUGACCUGGUCGAGUUCACUGGCUCUGUCACCCAAGCCAUUCCUGGUCCUCGUGUGGGUCCCACCUCCUUCCCAUGGAUUCUCGCUGUUCCUCUCGCAUACGCCGGCCUCACCUUUGUCAUUGCCUUCGUCAAGACCGUCAGGAAAUUCACUUCUCCCAAAGCAAAACGCCGCCGACUGGUCAGUAAAAAUGCAACGCUCUGCAGGUCAAUUGAUGAUUUAUUUCAAAAAGGAAGAGAUCAAGUCACACUUGAUGCUCUCAACGAAAUUGUGAAUAAGACGGGUUUUGAGUUGGAAGAAAUUUUGCGCAAGUAUAUCCGGUAUACUCUGAAUGAGAAACCAUUCAACCCUGACACGGUAGCUGAUUUAAUUCAGCUAAGGAGAGCGUCUAUGUUAAACGACUCUGAUGUUGCUAGGAUCCUGAAUGAAAUUUCCCUACGAAUUGUGGGAGACAAAGGUCCUGUUGUAAUGGAUAAAUCAGGUUACACUGAAAAGGGUUUCAAGAGAAAACUAGCUGUUCAGACUCUUUUUGGGAAGGUCUUCUAUCUAUCCGAGCUGCCGGAGUUUUGUUCAAGAGAUAGCUCCUUAGUUGUCAAGGAAACCUUCGGAGUUACAGAUGAAGAUGCUGACAAACUGAGAAUACACACAAUCUCUGAUGCGGGCAAUUUUGAUGCACUUGAGAAGAUGAUGGACAAUUCAGAUUCAGAAGAUUCUAGUGAGGCUUCAUUUGAUGCUUCUUGAUACAAAUCAUGCUCCAGGUUUUUGCAGGCGAAUAGGUUAAAAGGUGACUUGGUACUGCAAGUUCCACAACACCAUAAUCCUCAUCAAUAGGGGAAAAAGUCCAAAGGACAGAGCAGGUUUUUGGAUUUAACUUGACAUACUUUUUUUUUAAGGUACAGCGUAGGCACUUAAAAUAUUUAAGAUCCCAGAUUAAUUUUUAUCUCAUAUGGUUCAAUUUUUAGCAGCAUUAAUGUUGAUGUGCAGAAUUUGAAUUAGACAAAAGUUUUGCGGAGACAAAUUUGGGAAUAGAUGUAGAGUGAAAUUUUCCGUGUAGGACCACAUGUUGCCUCCACGAAUGUGUAUGUUCAUUUGGGUUUGUAUUUGACAUAGGAGUCAAUUUCUUC